Molecule: messenger RNA, 3115 nt
Organism: Lepus europaeus (European hare)
Lineage: Eukaryota; Metazoa; Chordata; Mammalia; Lagomorpha; Leporidae
Gene: HSDL1
Product: hydroxysteroid dehydrogenase like 1
Exons: 6
Coding region: 168-1163 (331 amino acids)
Molecular function (GO): oxidoreductase activity
Source: RefSeq, a predicted model, not a curated record
CGGCCCGUCCGUAGCCGCUGCGUCCGACACGGGGGCGGUGGCCGCGCGGGUCCGGCGGGACCCGGUCCGGAGACUGCGCCGCCCUGCAGAUUGGCCGUAGGAGGACGGGGCUGUGUUUUGCUGCAUCCCAGACCUGGCGGAAAAGGGAAGAGAAAAAGAGGGCUGCCAUGGCGGCUGUGGACAGCUUCUACCUGCUGUACAGGGAAAUUGCCAGGUCCUGCAAUUGCUACAUGGAAGCCCUCGCCUUGGUUGGAGCCUGGUACACGGCCAGAAAGAGCAUCACUGUCAUCUGUGACUUCUACAGCCUGGUCAGGCUGCAUUUUAUCCCCCGCCUGGGGAGCAGAGCAGACCUGAUCAAGCAGUACGGAAGCUGGGCUGUCGUCAGCGGGGCGACAGAUGGCAUUGGGAAAGCCUACGCCGAGGAGCUCGCCAGCCGCGGUCUCAACAUCGUCCUUAUCAGCCGCAGCGACGAGAAGCUGCGGGCCGUCGCCAGAGACAUAGCUGACACCUACAGAGUGGAGACCGACGUGAUAGUUGCCGACUUCAGCAGCGGCCGAGAGAUCUACGUGCCCAUUCGCGAAGCCCUGAAAGACAAAGACAUUGGCAUCUUGGUGAACAACGUGGGUGUGUCUUACCCCUGCCCCCAGUAUUUCACUCAGGUCUCAGAGGACAAGCUCUGGGACAUCAUAAACGUGAACAUUGCCGCCGCUAGUCUGAUGGUCCGGAUAGUGUUGCCUGGAAUGGUGGAGAGGAAGAAAGGCGCCAUCGUCACCAUCUCUUCGGGCUCCUGCUGCAAACCCACUCCGCAGCUGGCUGCAUAUUCUGCUUCGAAGGCCUACCUGGACCACUUGAGCAGAGCGCUGCAGUACGAGUACACCUCGAAAGGGAUCUUUGUGCAGAGUCUGAUCCCCUUCUGCGUGGCCACCAGCAGGACUGCACCCAGCAGCUUCCUGCACAAGUGCCCCUGGUUGGUGCCUUCGCCGAAAGUGUACGCCCAUCACGCCGUCUCUACGCUGGGGAUUUCCACGAGGACCACAGGAUACUGGUCCCAUUCCAUUCAGGUAUUUCUUUUUGCACAGUAUAUGCCUGAAUGGCUCUGGGUGUGGGGAGCAAACAUUCUCAACCGCUCGUUCCGUAAGGAGGCCUUAACCUGCAGAGCUUGAAGCUGGGUGACCCCUGGGAAUUCGGCCGAUUCAUGGUAACCUGCAGUCUUCUGCCGUCUGGAAAACCACGUUCCAUUUAUCCUGUGUUCUCUUUGAUCACUGAUUGCCUAGAUAGGUGAUGCGCCUCUUGCAAAGCAGACCUGAUACUGCGGAGUGCUGCGAGAGCGCCUCAAGCCCCGGGAACCCGGGCUGUGUGCACGCAGCGACGGAAGCCUCACAGCCACGCGGACGCCUUCAUUUCCGGGCUUCUUGUCGAGUUGUGUGAUUUAUGUUGCUGUCGGAGCCGGGGCAGUGGCACCCUGAGACGUUACCUGACUCGUCAGCGCUGGCUCCUACGGGGAAUGACCGUUUUCCCUUUACAGGUGACGGUGUCGGUUUUCGAAUGUCCAUCAGGAAAACCACCUGAAGUGUUAUUUGUGACUGAAGCUGCUGGUAUUGUUAGCACUGAAGACCUGUGUGGUGUUGUGUAGCUGUCGCUGUGGGACUGUGUGCGAGCGCUGCCCUUCAGCGCAGAUCCCAGUAGAGAACCGUGUGUGGAUGCGUGCCGUGUGUCUGAUGUGUGUGGGGGUACGACGGGGUGACUGACCUCGGAACGUCACGGGCAUCAAGCAGUCGCAUCCUUUGCACUGUAAACAAGCGUACCAGGUCUGUGUGGAGUUCGCCGCGUGUACUGCUUCCUGUGUCACGUUUUGUGUUUUCAAAUCCAUGGAAUAAAUUCCUUCCUAGAUGUGAAUGUGUAGUGGGUAACUCUGUCAUCUUUGGUUUGAAAGAUAAUUACUGUGGGUGAGUAGGGGCUUCUAGACUGUGAUGUACUUGAUAACUCAAAUUGAGCCCUUUAGAGCUUGUUUGUCCGAUUCCAUAUGCUUUUUAUGUAUUAUUAUUCUAUUCCAGUAGCAUUAUUGAUAGAAACAUCAAGUAUUUAUGGAAUAAUCGUUAAGAUAUGGACAAAUUAUGUGUGUGAUAUGUGUCUGUUGAAAUAAGUAAGUUAGCUCAUUUCUGGUUCAUGUAGUGAAUUUAUGUGUGACAGUGAGUGUUUUUGUUAGUGUGACUAUAAACAUGACACCCACGAUUCGGGUUGGUGUUGGAACCUGCUGUGAAGUGUCUUUAAUUCAGCUUCUCCAGAGCCAGCCACUGUGGAGGACCACACACCCGGUGCUUGAAAAACUGACGUCGCGGUAUGAGUAUGGCUGUGCGGAUUUAACAUCCAGAGCUCAGCAGUGCGACAGUGGCACAGAGCUGUCCGCUGGUUGAAGGUCGGCCGUGUGUGUCGUUGGUUUCUCGUGAGAGGCCCCUAGCAUAGGCGCACUGUGAGAGGCACACUUUUCUGUGGGGCUCCAGUGUUGCCUGUGACAUUGCCUGGACUACUUAUAGCUGUGACUUGUGCUUAGAAGGUCAGUGGCCCAGUUCUGCAGCUCUUCCACUCCUGGAGCAUGUCUUUAAAACCCACGAUUCAAAAACUACACACAUGGAGAUGCUACAUAAAAGCGAAAGUUCUCGUGGAGUUAGCGUAGAAUCCUCUGAACCCCAUGCCAUGUUGAUGUGUAAUAAACAGCAGCAACCGUAUGUGACAGCGUCGUCACUGUUACACGCAAGGCUGUUCUUGGUCUUUGUCGUGUGGCGGGUCUGGCAGGCACACUUGUCAGCGGUUGCUGACUUGUACCCGAGCAGGAUGGAGGUGAUUACACAGAGUGGUGUGCAGGAGGCGGGAAGUCGUCCACCGCCCGCCGCUUAGUGAAGGGACCAAGACCAAGCAUUCCCUAGGUUUUUUUGUUGUUCAUCAAAUUCCUCUCCUCCCAGAUCAUUUGAGAAUUAAUGGACACAGUGAGUGGGGAUUCUUACUAAAAAUGUGGGAAAUAAGAGCCUUUGAAACAAUCUGUAAAUUCAGUUCAAAGUUGAACAAUAAAAGAAGUUGCUGUCUCCUUUGGAAGAGGUUUUGGUCCAAGUGUCCAAGU